AUGCACAGGCAGCUGCAGUGGCUCGCGGGGCUUCGGCGCCCACUGGGCCAACUGCCCCCCCGCAUCCCCCCCUCAGUGUCCAAACCAGCGAUUAUAGUUAGUGCUACGGUAGAAGUGAAAUCUCGCCAGGAUGCCGUUGAACUCUUCAAAAAGAACAUUAAUUACCGCGCUUCCAACUACGCACCUGCUAGAAUUCAGCCAGUUUCCAACAAUAAGUUGCGGGUUGAAUUCGACAACGAGACCCAGCUUAAAGACACCCUCACGCGGCUUCAGGGGAAAACCGAUGACUUAAUUCAGUCCAUCAUUCGCCAAAAUACAGUAUUAACCGAACUGAUUAACAAUGGUGGUGGUGAGAACCUCAAGUUGAGGUUCAAACGUGAAAACAGAAACGCCAAUUUGUACAACGCGGUAUUGUUAGUAGAACCCAAACUAUACAAUAAAAUGCUCGACAUGGGUCGAAUCAGUGUCGAAUAUCAGCGAGUCCACGUAGCUAGCUUCUCGCCGUUCCUACAGUGCCACAAGUGCCUGCAGUUCGGUCAUACUAAAUUAAGGUGCACUGCGGACCAAAAUCUCUGCUCACAUUGUGCGAGCACGGAGCAUGAUGUGGGCAAAUGUCCCAAUAAAGAUAAGCCCAACAGCGUCAAAUGCUACAACUGCCACACUCAUAACACGCGCUUCAAUACAAAAAUGGAUACCAAACACACGGCCAACUCAAACACCUGCCCACGAUUGCGAGCCAUGAGGGAGAAGAUUAAUAACCGUGUUGAUUAUGGAUAUACACCGUAA
Molecule: messenger RNA, 786 nt
Organism: Parnassius apollo (apollo)
Lineage: Eukaryota; Metazoa; Arthropoda; Insecta; Lepidoptera; Papilionidae
Source: the annotation of a GenBank genome assembly